CGAUCUUCUCGCGUCGGCAAGCGCGCGGGCCAGGAUGGGCGAGCCGGUCCCGCCACGCUGGACGGGCCAGCGGCUGGCACGCGCCGGCCACCCCGGCGGCGCGGCGGCCUCAUCGCGCUCGUCGUCUGCGAGGCCACCGCUCGGCGUCGCCGCGUCCGACGGCGAUGGCGCUUGGCUGUGAGGUGGGAUGGCGGCAUGGCGCGCCGACGUGCUGCCCGAGCGCGUUUGGAGGCAGCAGCUGCUCCUCGCGAGGUGAGGACCGACCAUCCUCCGCUAGCAGGGCUUCGUCGGGCGCGUCUUCGUCGAGCGGUGGUGCGGUCUUUUUGCGUGCCCCCCGUCGAUACGGGGCGCUGGGCGAUGGCUGGGCUUGUCGCCGGGCGAGCUAGCCCCUCAGCCGGCCGCGGAGCGGAGGUGCGAAAUCGAGGCGGCGCGGCCCCUGCGCGCAGCCUGUCCGGCCGGCGCGCGCAUGGUUCCGUAGCCCGUCUAGUGCCUCACUGACCGACUCCAGCGCCACGGUGUACGUGGCCGGUGUGGUACUGGGGCUGGGCAGCCUUGGGGCCGGCGGAGACCGCCGUCUAGCGGUCGCACUAGUCUCUUUUCGUUGUUCGACCUGUUUGUUCGACGGUUGUUCGACCAUACUUUGAGCCUUAAUUAUU
Emiliania huxleyi CCMP1516 is the source of this 656-nucleotide messenger RNA. RefSeq lists its product as hypothetical. Lineage: Eukaryota; Haptophyta; Isochrysidales; Noelaerhabdaceae. Bases 196 to 498 code for a protein of 100 amino acids. The record is from RefSeq and is a predicted model, not a curated record. The transcript is spliced from 4 exons.